Molecule: messenger RNA, 615 nt
Organism: Aspergillus affinis
Lineage: Eukaryota; Fungi; Ascomycota; Eurotiomycetes; Eurotiales; Aspergillaceae
Exons: 3
Coding region: 1-615 (204 amino acids)
Biological process (GO): peptidyl-serine phosphorylation; peptidyl-threonine phosphorylation; positive regulation of DNA-templated transcription
Cellular component (GO): nucleus
Molecular function (GO): protein serine/threonine kinase activity; ATP binding; transcription coactivator activity
Source: RefSeq, a predicted model, not a curated record
AUGCUAAGUGUGGAGUAUGAGUCAAUUCUCGUCGAUUUCGAAGAAGCCGAGAGAUCCAACCCUAGCCCUCGCAAAAUCAUUGGAGAUCGGGUGAUAUAUGCCUCCCACGAUCUGGGGACCCCAAAGGUACAUGGCCGACCCAUCUUGUCGGACUUCGGGGAAGCUCGCUUUAUCUCGAGCCUAGGAAAACAGUGGGAAGAUGUCCAACCUUUAGUCUAUCGGGCUCCGGAGGUUGUAUUGCGAAUGCCAUGGAGUGAAAAAAUUGACAUUUGGAAUUUAGGGGUCCUUGCCUGGGAUCUUUUUGAGAGAAAGCAUCUCUUUUACGCCCGCGAUCCAAACAGGAACGUCUCGGACAGCCACCAUCUCGCUGGGGUUAUAGCAUUCAUGGGCGCGCCACCUAAGGAAAUGCUUCAUAAUAGCGAAUAUGCGAUGAAAUUCUUUGAUCCUGACGGCAACUGGAUAGACACUGCCGAAAUUCCCUCUAUGUCUCUGGAGAAGCUGGAAGAAAAUCUGGAGAAUACACAACAAAAUUUGUUUCCCUGCUUCAUGCGGGAGAUGCUCCAAUGGCAACCAGAAGAUCGAGCAUCUGCGAAAGAAUUACUGGCGGAUCCUUAG